This is a messenger RNA of Pieris rapae (cabbage white), 634 nucleotides long. RefSeq lists its product as uncharacterized. The record is from RefSeq and is a predicted model, not a curated record. NCBI's taxonomy places the organism in Eukaryota, Metazoa, Arthropoda, Insecta, Lepidoptera, Pieridae. Bases 202 to 477 code for a protein of 91 amino acids. The transcript has 2 exons.
GUGCGUAUAUCAUGGUGAUAAUGGUUCGGUUUAGCUUAGUUGUUAUUUGUGGAUUAUUCGGACUCACGAAUGCAGGUGUGCGAGUUAUACGGUCUCCGCAGUUCGACCUCAGUGGGGCUAGUUCGAGCGCUUUUUCUGGACUUCGUGGCCUUUUAAGUGGAUUUCAAGCUAAAACACCUAUAUUUCAAGGAGAUUACGGUUAUGGCCAAGGAGGAGGUUUUGGCCAAGGAGGAGGUUACGGCCAAGGGGGAGGUUACGGCGAAGGAGGUGGAUUCGGAAGUGGAGGAGGUUUUGGCCAAGGGGGAGGUUACGGCGAAGGAGGUGGAUUCGGAAGUGGAGGAGGUUUUGGCCAAGGGGGAGGAUAUGGACAAGGAGGAGGUUACGGCGAAGGAGGUGGAUUUGGAAGUGGAGGAGGUUUUGGGCAGGGAGGUGGAUUCGGGUACGGCCAAGGUUUUGGGAGAGGCCAAGGUGGCUUAAGUUUUUCGAAGAGCGUCAGUAUUGGCGUUGGAGGCGGUGCCCAGUCGGGCUCAAGCGCAUUCUCAUUUGGAAAGUGAGAUUGUAAGAAGACUGAAUAUAAUAUAAGAAAACGUAUGUGACCUAAAUGGUUGUGCAAAUCUAUUUUUAAAUAAAUAUA